UCCUCUCCUCAACCAAUACCACCAGACUUAUCCUACCGCCAUGAAGCUCUUCAUCGACAUCAUCUCCGGCGAUGAGCUCGGAUCGGACGCCUACGAGAUGAAGGAGGUCGACGACAUCGUCUACGAGCUCGACGCCCAGAACAUCGUCAUCACUGAAGGAGACGUCGACAUUGGCGGCAACCCCUCUGCUGAGGAGCAGGCCGAGGCCCUCGAGAACGGCGGUCAGCAGGUCAUCAACAUCGUCCACUCGUUCCGCCUUCAACAGACGUCGUUUGACAAGAAGCAGUACAUGGCCCACCUCAAGGACUACAUGAAGGCCGUCAAGACGAAGCUCCAAGAGACAAACCCCGACCGUGUGCCCGCUUUUGAGAAGGGCGCCGCCGCCUUCGCGAAGAAGGUCCUUGGCAAUAUUAAGGACUACGAUUUUUUCACUGGAGAGUCGAUGGACCCUAACGGUAUGGUAGUCCUUUGCAAUUAUAGGGAAGACGGUGUAACUCCAUUUUUUCUCCUGUGGAAGGACGGGUGCAAGGUCACCAAAAUCUGAGCAGGACUUGAGCUUCAGACGGCUACGGUCUACGCAGAAGGCGGCUUGCUGAGUCCCGAAUCCUCGGCGGGCGUCAAAGGGAAGGGCUGUUGGAGGAUGCGAGGACUACUUGCUCUUGGCUCAGGUGCUGCACUGCAUUGCGAAGCAUGGUGGACUCGCGACGUGAUAGCUGCGGGAAUCCGUCCUGCCCCCACUUGCUUCCCCUCCGAUGAUCUUUCGCUUCAAUCUACAGUCCAUCCACAUUGUACUUUGCCCU
Messenger RNA from Jaminaea rosea, 800 nucleotides. Its product is annotated as putative translationally-controlled tumor protein. Bases 41 to 544 code for a protein of 167 amino acids. Lineage: Eukaryota; Fungi; Basidiomycota; Exobasidiomycetes; Microstromatales. Gene Ontology annotation, molecular function: calcium ion binding. Gene Ontology annotation, cellular component: cytoplasm. The record is from RefSeq and is a predicted model, not a curated record. The transcript has 2 exons.